AUGCGGAGUGAGCCCAGCCCUGCCCCAGCCAUGCAGGAGCCGGAGCGCGGUGCCCCCGCCGCCUCCGCCCGCCCGGACCUGGACACGCGUGAAGGCGAGGGGGGUGACACGGCCGGCUGCCAGCUGUCCCCGGGGUCGGAGCGGGACGGAGCACCCCAGCCCCAGGAAGAGUCCUCGGGAACCCCUCACGUCCCCCCGCCGGACCCGCAGCGGGUUCACUCCGCACCGGAGCUCGUCAGGCCGCCGCGAGCGAUGGACCGGACAGACAGAUCCCCCCAGAGUGGGGCUGACUACAGCUUCCUGGUGAGCCAGAACACAAAGCUCCUGAGCGCGCUGGAGGACCUGCGGCACCGCUGCUCCAGCCUGGCCCAGGAGAACAGCUUGCUGCGCAGGAGCUGCUUCCCCCAGACAGAGGAGAAGGUGAAGCACCUCAAGAGGAAGAACGCGGAGCUGGCGGUGAUUGCCAAGCGCCUGGAGGAGAGAGCUCGGAAGCUCCAGGAGGCAAACCUCAAAGUGGACGACCCUCACUGCCUGAAUGUCAUCGAAUUUGAUCGCUUGCUGCGGGAAUCCCAGCAAGAGGUGCUGCGGCUCCAGAGGCAGAUUGCGCUCAAGAAUUUCAAGGAG
Molecule: messenger RNA, 624 nt
Organism: Pseudopodoces humilis (Tibetan ground-tit)
Lineage: Eukaryota; Metazoa; Chordata; Aves; Passeriformes; Paridae
Source: RefSeq, a predicted model, not a curated record